This is a messenger RNA of Photinus pyralis (common eastern firefly), 1658 nucleotides long. It is a transcript of the gene Lim3, whose product is annotated as LIM/homeobox protein Lhx3. The record is from RefSeq and is a predicted model, not a curated record. NCBI's taxonomy places the organism in Eukaryota, Metazoa, Arthropoda, Insecta, Coleoptera, Lampyridae. The coding region runs from base 136 to 1320 and encodes 394 amino acids. The transcript has 7 exons. Gene Ontology annotation, cellular component: nucleus. Gene Ontology annotation, molecular function: DNA-binding transcription factor activity, RNA polymerase II-specific; RNA polymerase II transcription regulatory region sequence-specific DNA binding. Gene Ontology annotation, biological process: neuron differentiation; regulation of transcription by RNA polymerase II.
GGAGGGAUCUUCCGGUCGAUAUGUACAUAGAUGCGUUGCGACGGCGCAUUUUGCAAUUUGUGUUCGCAGUUUUUCUAUGAACGUCGAGUAGUUAAAUUGCAUGUAAAACUGUUGUAAAUUCUGUCUGUGAUAAUCAUGAUAAGUCAGUGUAAAGAAGAACCUAAUGGUCUAUGCAUUGAUAUGUUUCGUGUGCCACCGAUACCUCUAGACGACCUGCCAGCGGUGCUCCUGUCCACUAUACCAAAGUGCGGAGGUUGUCACGAAAUGAUCUUAGACCGGUUUAUACUGAAAGUGGCGGACCGAACGUGGCACGCCAAAUGUUUACAAUGCACGGACUGUAGAAUACAACUAACCGACAAAUGUUUUGCAAGGAACGGUCAGCUUUUCUGCAAGGAAGAUUUCUUCAAUGGGUGCAGACGAUUCGGCACGAAGUGUGCAGGAUGCGACCUGGGAAUUCCACCAACGCAAGUAGUGAGAAGAGCACAAGACAACGUUUACCAUCUCCAGUGCUUUGCCUGUAUCAUGUGCGCGAGGCAGCUGAAUACCGGUGACGAAUUUUACCUGAUGGAGGACCGAAAACUAGUUUGCAAACCAGACUACGAAGCGGCUAAAAGUAAAGCUGCGGAGUGCUUGGACGGAGAUCAGCCUAAUAAAAGACCACGAACGACAAUAACCGCCAAACAGUUAGAAACGUUGAAAACGGCGUACAACAACAGCCCAAAACCCGCCAGGCACGUGCGAGAACAGCUUAGUCAAGACACCGGUUUAGAUAUGAGGGUAGUCCAAGUGUGGUUUCAAAAUAGUCGUACUGCUGCUAAAAGGAGGGCGAAAGAAAAAAGGCUGAAGAAGGACGCUGGACGGACGCGAUGGAGUCAGUACUUCAGAUCGAUGAAGGGCGGAUCUUCACCUCGGCACGACAAGCUGCUGGACAAGGACGAAAUGAAGGUGGACUUGGACAGCUACAAUCACCACGACUUAAGUGACGAUAGUUACGGUACCGUAGUCAAUAUGAGCAUGGAUCAAGAUGGUUCGUCUCCGCACGGCGUCGGGCGUUCACACUCCUUCCUGCGCGGUUCCGGAUCACCUUCAUAUCUACCUGGACACACACCUCCACAAGGACUAGACCCAUAUCCCUACUCCGACCAACUUUCUGUGUAUACCUCAAUAACUCAAGGGCCACCUCCCGGUAUGAGCUUACCGCACGGUCUUCCUCCCGGCGCCGACACCGACAUCAGCAACGACAGCAGUCCGAGGGGCUAUCCAGACUUCCCGCCCAGUCCCGACUCGUGGUUAGGGGAACCGUCCAGCGCACACUACUGACCCUGCAAACGGAGUUCUAUAGUACUCACCAUUUAUUUCAUAUUAAUAUAAAGAGAUUAACAUUUUUAUUAAUGUUCCAUUGCAUGCGUGUAAAUGCAGUGUCGCACAACUCGUGACAGUUAAUUUUGAGACAUGAAAUUGUACAAAUAUUCUUUAAGAAAUGUCGUCUUGAGAUUAAUUGUAUUCUUUUAAACAAAAAACUUGCUGUAUAGUUCUAGUCAAAUGGAUUUAACUUUUUGUGUCCGUUUACAAUACAAAUCUAGUCGUAAUUAUGUGUAUUAUUUAAAUAAUUUAGAUUUAUAUGUCAAUUUAUAUAUAAAAAAAAUUUUCUGUGUCCG